GCGCCAUGUUUUAUGAACAUAUGAAUACAGGAAGAUAUAAAGCAUUGGACGCCUGACCGGGUAUCUGUGCCAUCGAUCUCAACAAACCACAGGUACCAGUCAUGGCUGCAAUCAAGACUGUGGGCAUUGUUGGAACUGGAGUCAUUGGAGCAUCAUGGACCGGCCUCUUUCUCGCAAAUGGUCUGCGUGUUCUUGUCUCCGAUCCGGCUCCAGGCUCUAAGCAGAAGCUCGACAAGUAUCUCCAAAGCAUUUGGCCCGACCUGAAGAAGAUCGGUCUCGCACCUGGUGCUUCACUUGACAACUACCAGUUCGUUGGAACCAGUCUGAAGGACCAUUACUCGAAGAUCGACUUUAUCCAAGAGAAUGCACCAGAGAAGCUAGAGCUCAAAACAAGUCUGCUGGCCGAGAUCGAUGCAGCUACGCGCCCCGAUGUGGUGAUCGCGUCUUCAUCCUCUGGACUCCCAAGCUCAAAGUUCAUCGGGAAGUGUACGACCAAUCCCGGACGAAUCCUUAUCGGCCAUCCAUUCAACCCACCGCAUUUGAUGCCCCUCGUCGAGGUAGUUCCACACCCUGAAACCAGCCAGGAUAGUGUCAAUACCGCUAUUGCCUUCUACAAGUCGUUAAACAAGAGCCCUGUCGUUCUUCACAAAGAGGUGCCUGGAUUCGCUGCCAAUCGCCUCCAAGCAGCGCUGUGUAGUGAAGCAUACUCCCUAGUCAGCCGAGGUGUAAUUUCGGCAGAAGACCUUGAUCUUUGCGUGACCAAUAGUUUGGGCCCCAGAUGGGCGUUGACGGGCCCACUGAUGUCAAAUGCUAUGGGAGGAGGCGGAGGCACUGAUGGCUUCAGACAUUUGCUUGAACACUUGGGCCCAGCUAGUGAGGCUUGGCUCGCGGAUAUGCGAGAGCAUGCUUUCAUCUUUAACAAGAAGAGUCUGGACGGACUCAGCGCUAGUGUUGGCGAAGAGCUCGAGGGCAAGGACGUUCAGAAGCUUGAGGCUGAACGUGAUAGACUCCUUGUUGAGAUCCUGAAGCUCAAGGCUGGCAAAUAG
This is a messenger RNA of Aureobasidium subglaciale EXF-2481, 1046 nucleotides long. RefSeq lists its product as uncharacterized. Bases 102 to 1046 code for a protein of 314 amino acids. The record is from RefSeq and is a predicted model, not a curated record. The transcript is spliced from 3 exons. Gene Ontology annotation, biological process: fatty acid metabolic process. NCBI's taxonomy places the organism in Eukaryota, Fungi, Ascomycota, Dothideomycetes, Dothideales, Saccotheciaceae. Gene Ontology annotation, molecular function: oxidoreductase activity, acting on the CH-OH group of donors, NAD or NADP as acceptor; NAD+ binding.